GCUUACUCUGUGCACCUCUGGUGGUGGAUACCGAUCAAAUAUGCUUGAGGCUUCCGACUUGAGUUCCGACUUGAGGACAAGCGAAGAGCAGUAUGGUGCCUCGCACGUUGGAGCUCCAGUCAAGCCAUGGCAGUGGGACGUGACACGUCGAGACAGCUUGGGGAAUAACUCCUGGGAAGCUGCUGGCGGGAUUUCUGCGCUUCAGUUGAGUGGAAAUUCUUCUCCUCUGAGUCUGCAGUCGUCCACCAGUCCUGACUCUCUUCAGUCUCCCUUCGGAGGAAACGUUGAUGCGGUCAGUGACCUGCUGCAGAGCUUCUCCCCUCAAACUCCCAGUCCUCAACUGCAACCAGAAGUGACGAGGUCAAGUGUCGAAGUCGAAUAUCCUCUGUUUCUCGCUAGCUCGAGCAUGGAAAAUCGAUCCUCAUCUUCAGAGUCCCCCAACACCAGCGAGUACACGUUCGAAGGGCUUGAACUCCUUGCAGAACGUUCGAGCAGGAACAAUUCUGGACUGUCUGCGAUUCACAUGGAGGAGCUGAAGAGCAUGUCCCCGAGAAAGCUGCUGGCUGCUGUCACUGUCUUGCAGAAGAGACUUGCCGAGACCGAGAGUGAGAAGACUCAGCUGGAGCUGUCACUCGAAAAGCAGAGCCAACACAUCCUUGCCUUGAAGGGCCUCUCCUCGUCCCAAGCCAAGGAAGUUGAGUCGCUAUCGGCUAAGAUCGACGUGCUGGUGAAUCAGUUGCGAGAUGAGAAGAAGAAAAACAAGGAGACGGCACUGCGGCGGAAGGAGAUGAAGGCGUUGUCUCUCUCGCAUAAUUUUGGACUCGAGCAAGAGCUCCAUGCGGAACGAAUGAAAGCUGAGGAGUUGCGCAAGUUCUACGAGAGCGAACUCGCAAUGGCGAAGGCCAAGAUAGAGUGUCUAGAGAAAAUGACGGGCAGCAGAUGACGCCGUUGUACAAGUAGAAGACAGAAAGUUAUUUGUUAUUUGAUUACAUUUUGCUUUUAUG
This is a messenger RNA of Guillardia theta CCMP2712, 1004 nucleotides long. RefSeq lists its product as hypothetical. Bases 41 to 943 code for a protein of 300 amino acids. Lineage: Eukaryota; Cryptophyceae; Pyrenomonadales; Geminigeraceae. The record is from RefSeq and is a predicted model, not a curated record. The transcript has a single exon.